Messenger RNA from Vitis riparia (riverbank grape), 804 nucleotides. RefSeq lists its product as uncharacterized. The record is from RefSeq and is a predicted model, not a curated record. NCBI's taxonomy places the organism in Eukaryota, Viridiplantae, Streptophyta, Magnoliopsida, Vitales, Vitaceae. The coding region runs from base 1 to 804 and encodes 267 amino acids. The transcript has a single exon.
AUGAACAAGGAUAUGCUCUUAGCUCCACCUUUUCCCAUGGCUCUUCGAUCCAAGAAAAUGGUAAAUAAUGCUCUAGAAAUUUUUGAAGUUCUCAAGCAAGUCAAAGUCAAUAUACCACUCCUUGACAUGAUUAGACAAGUUCCAGCUUAUGCCAAAUUUCUUAAGGAUUUGUGUACCAUAAAGAGAGGGAUGCAUUUGAAAAAGAAAGCUUUCUUAAUUGAACAAGUUAAUGCAAUCACCCAAUGCGAGAGUCCAAUCAAGUACAAGGAUCCGAGAUGUCCAAUUAUCUCAGUGAAGAUUGGCAACACUUUUGUGAAAAUAGCACUUUUAGAUUUGGGGGCAAGUGUGAAUCUUCUUCCCUACUUGGUAUAUAAGAAAUUGGGGCUUGGAGAACUAAAGUCUACUUCCAUCACACUUUCAUUGGCGGAUAGAUCGGUUAAGCUUCCAAAAGGAAUUAUUGAAGAUGUGUUGAUCCAAAUCGAUAACUUCUAUUAUCUAGUUGAUUUUGUGGUGCUUGAUACAGAACAAAGAACUAGUGGACUCAACCAUGUUCCUAUUAUACUUGGUCGACCUUUCCUUGCCACAUCAAAUGCAUUGAUUAAUUGUCGAAGUGGGGUGAUGCAACUUACCUUUGGUAACAUGACAAUUGAGCUAAACAUUUUUCAUUCAUGUAAGAAACAUGGUACCAAAGAGGAGCAGGAACUUAAGGAGGCUCAUUUGAUUGAAUUGCCUAUGAAAGAGCUAGUGAAAGAAAAUGUUGAAAAUAAUUUUUCAAAACUUGGUGAAGCAAUUUCCAAUGAAUAG